Marmota monax (woodchuck) is the source of this 2622-nucleotide messenger RNA. RefSeq names its product transmembrane protein 185A (gene Tmem185a). The coding region runs from base 275 to 1171 and encodes 298 amino acids. The record is from RefSeq and is a predicted model, not a curated record. Gene Ontology annotation, cellular component: dendrite. NCBI's taxonomy places the organism in Eukaryota, Metazoa, Chordata, Mammalia, Rodentia, Sciuridae. The transcript has 7 exons.
CAGGGGCAUUUGACCACUGAACCACAUCCCCAGUCCUAUUUUGUAUUUUAUUUAGAGACUGGGUCUCACUGAGUUGCUUGGUGCUUCGAUGUUGCUGAGGCUGGCUUUGAACUUGUGAUCUUCCUGCCUCAGGGUCCCAAACUACUGGGAUUACAGUAAAUUCCUCAUCUAUGCCUGUCUGCUGCUCUUCUCUGUGCUGCUGGCCCUUCGCCUGGAUGGCAUCAUUCAGUGGAGUUACUGGGCUGUUUUUGCUCCAAUAUGGCUGUGGAAGUUGAUGGUCAUUGUUGGAGCCUCAGUUGGAACUGGAGUCUGGGCACGAAAUCCUCAGUAUCGAGCAGAAGGAGAAACGUGUGUGGAGUUUAAAGCCAUGCUGAUUGCCGUGGGCAUCCACUUGCUCCUGUUGAUGUUUGAAGUUCUGGUCUGUGACAGGAUCGAGAGAGGGAGCCAUUUCUGGCUUCUGGUCUUCAUGCCACUGUUCUUUGUUUCUCCAGUGUCUGUUGCAGCUUGUGUCUGGGGCUUUCGACAUGAUAGGUCACUAGAGUUAGAAAUCCUGUGUUCUGUCAACAUUCUCCAGUUUAUAUUCAUUGCCUUAAGACUGGACAAGAUCAUCCACUGGCCCUGGCUUGUGGUGUGUGUCCCCCUGUGGAUCCUCAUGUCCUUUCUGUGCCUCGUGGUCCUCUAUUACAUCGUGUGGUCGGUCUUGUUCCUGCGCUCCAUGGAUGUGAUUGCAGAACAGCGCAGGACGCACAUCACCAUGGCACUGAGCUGGAUGACCAUCGUCGUGCCUCUCCUUACUUUCGAGAUCUUGCUGGUUCAUAAACUGGACGGCCACAAUGCUUUCUCUUGCAUUCCAAUAUUUGUGCCCCUGUGGCUGUCGUUGAUCACACUGAUGGCAACCACAUUCGGACAGAAGGGCGGAAACCACUGGUGGUUUGGUAUUCGCAAAGAUUUCUGCCAGUUUCUGCUUGAAGUCUUCCCAUUUUUGAGAGAGUAUGGAAACAUUUCCUAUGAUCUCCACCAUGAAGACAACGAAGAAACUGAUGAAAUCCCAGCUCCAGAGCCUCCUAAAAUCGCCCCUAUGUUUCGCAAGAAGGCCAGGGUGGUUAUUACACAGAGCCCUGGAAAAUACGUCCUGCCCCCUCCCAAGUUAAAUAUCGAAAUGCCAGACUAAAGGACACCGGCAGGGCCAGAGCAUGAGUGGACUGGGACGCACGCUCUCUCCCUCCCUCUGCCUCUCCUUCACCCUCCUUCCCCGAGACCCCGAGUGGAGCUGGGCCUCUAGGGAUGUCCAUCUCAUGCCUCGUUUGCAUUCAGUGCCAAUCAGCUGCUCACCACGUCGGGAUACAGAGGUGGCGGGGAGGGUUGGGGGUGUCUGUGGAUAUGAUGCCAGGGGCCGCGAAGGAGAGAGAAGAACCGAAUUCCAUGAGAGCGGGUGUCUUAAGGCACCUUCUCUUGCCCAUGGUACCACCUGGGAAUGGCUGCUCCUGAGACCUGCAGGGGGAGAUUCUGUCUACAGGACAGCUUCACAGGGCUGAAAUUCCUGUGGCAAGUGUUGGUGGAAGUGGUUUCCUACAGGGCCGCCUCCCUGGACAGCUCCGAGCUGUCCCGCUGCAGGUCGGCAGUGGGGACUGUAACUGGGUCUGAGUGUACCUGGUGUUUCCGCACAGCCCCGCCGCCAUGCUUAGCCCUGUCCCUGCAGUGGAGGGCUUUCCCUUUGGGCGUGCUGACAGUGGUUUCCACGGCCGCCUCCGUGAGCCCUUCCCAGUGGAGUGACUCCAUGCCUGUACAGUAUUUAUACGGAUAUUUUAGCAUUGUAAUGUACAGUGUCAAAUCCUAGUUCUGUACAGCGUACUCUGUUAAAAGUAUUUUUUUACAAGCUUGUGCCCGAGACGGACGUGUUCUGCUGCAGAAGUUGGAGUCGGUGCCAGCCCUGCCCCACCUCAGAGUUGUGCCGGGCCUUCACAGGACAUCACCACUUACACCUGGAAUUCUGUCACGUGCAUAGCCCUGCUCCUGCCAGCAGAGCCACAGCAAGCAGGAAAUGACCUGUGUGUUUCCUCACGUUGGGGAAAUCAGGCUGGGAAUAACCUAGAAAGCAGUGCUCGGGCCAGGACACGAGGGAAGGUUGCCAGGAGCAGACACAUUCACAGAUUCCCAUGGGGGCUGGGGUCUGUAGCAUUCUGCCUGCCGGCAAGGAGAGCACCUUACACCUGGCCAGUGCUGUCACCUGUGAGCACAGUUUCUCUCUCCUCUGCUGUGACAGCCCAGAACACGUCCAGUCCUGCCAGUGGAGUAACGUCCAGUCCUGCCAGUGGAGUAGCCUUCUGCCGAGAAUCAAAUAGGUCCUUCGUGCAGGUGGGUGGAGAGGACCAUUGACGAGCCCGCUCAAGAGGCAAGUGCAGGUUUUCAUGUGGGCAACUGCUAAAUGGCCUCAAGCAGGCCUAAUGGAAGUCCAUCACGUCCCUGACUCUGCCGCUGGCGCUGGCCUGUUGCCAGUCUGCUAUGUUUCAGAGGAAAGGGGGGAAUGGUGUACCUUUCCUGCUUGGUGUGUAAAAAAUGUAGUUAUGUCCACUAUUUUUGCUCCCUGUAGUUGCUCAAUAAACCAGUUCCUUGUUUUACAUA